Messenger RNA from Penicillium manginii, 3081 nucleotides. RefSeq names its product KAR9 family protein. NCBI's taxonomy places the organism in Eukaryota, Fungi, Ascomycota, Eurotiomycetes, Eurotiales, Aspergillaceae. The transcript is spliced from 2 exons. Gene Ontology annotation, cellular component: spindle pole body; mating projection tip; cell cortex. Bases 1 to 3081 code for a protein of 1026 amino acids. The record is from RefSeq and is a predicted model, not a curated record. Gene Ontology annotation, biological process: nuclear migration along microtubule; mitotic spindle orientation checkpoint signaling; establishment of spindle localization.
AUGCAUGCUACACUUGAUGGUCCAACUUCCUCGGCGACUGACAUCGCGCUGUCCCCCAGCACGUCCGCUCUGUCCGCAUCUCCUCCCCCCGCGGUCUCCGGCUCCCCCAAUGAACACGGACCCUCCCCUCUCCGCCGCCUAAAGUCCAAAUCGUCUCUUUGGAGUAUUGGCAGUAGCAAUCAAGACGACGAAUAUUUGCCAGAGCCUACCAGCGCCGAAAAGAAUUCAAAGCCGAGCAUCUUUCGUCGCUUAUCGCCCGCCCUCGCAGCUCGGGUGAAGCUGCUGGACGGCAGCUCCAAAAACAAUAACAACAGCCGCAACCCCGGCGCGGUUGGUCGGAUUCCGGAGGAGCAUUUGAAGGAACUGGAUGACUUGCACCAAGACCUGUCUAUCAAAGUUGAAAGGAGAGGUCAAGCCUGGGCUGGCCAGGUGCCCACAACUCCGGACGAAACACCGACCCAAAAGCGCACCGCGUCGAACAGACUAGAGCUACCUAGUCUUGAUCUCCUUCAGAAAGUCUCCGACGCGCGCGCGGAGGGCGCAGAAUACACCGACGUCGUCGUCGACCUCCCAGAACCACCUCCCACCACUGACAUCCAUGUCGGUCGCAGAGCCCACUCCCCUCCCCCUCCCCCUCAGCUGGGUGCUGGUCCGGAACCAGUAGCUCUUCCCGGAAAUGAUGGGCCACGGGAUACACGUACCGACUUUGAGAAAUAUGUUGAUGACACUAAACGCAACGAGGAGCAGUCCGCUCCUUCUCCGCCACCAAAAGACUCCCCUCGCGGCCACACCUAUAGCCUCUCCUCUUCCUCCAAUCCACAGUCAUAUUUCAAUGCGAUGAACUCACAGCGCCCCGAAUCAAUAUACUCCUUCUCCCGUGCCUCCUUCAGCAACCAACUCUCCCAGCUUACCUCCAUACCACUCCCUCAACCUGCGGCGCUCGAGACAAGUAUAAAGAAUAUACAAACCGCGCUUCUGGCGGUCCGCACACUGAACGGCCACGCUGACCAAAUCCAAUUCUGGAUCAGAAAAGCAUUCGACGUGCUCAGUGGGCUGGAUUCCGAGGAUGAUGUGGAGUGGGCGGCAGCGGGUGGUCGAGAGGGCCUUGAGGGAGUGGACAAGGCGAUCACCCGAUUUGAAUCUUUGGUCAACGUAUAUGUGAGCGCGAUUGAGAAUGUGCAGCUCCGAGACGACGUCGCCACUGUCGACAACGAGAAUUUGAAGACUAUCGUCAGUCAGAUGGAGAGCAUUUUGCAAAACUGGUCGCAAAUCAAGAACAAGCUUCGAGGUGUGAAACAACAAGUAGAGUUGGCCAUGGAGUGGGAAGAACUUUGGUCCAACGUACUUGGCGAUGUGGGUAUGGAGAUUGACAAUCUGAGUGGGAUGAUUUUCGAGAUGGAGGAGAAGAGACACGAGGCUCUAAUGGGCAACGGUCCUGAAGCGACCGGUGGUGUUGACAUCAACGAGCUUGAGACAAUAGUCGAAGAAUCCCCAUCCAAAGGCCGAUCGAUCUCUCAUAAUCGAAUGAGUCUCGGUGCUAUUAUGGCGAGCGCUUCUAAUACGCCUAUCAUCAAGACCCCUCAGGACGACUCGACUGCCAAUCUCAUGGCCCUGUUUGCCCGCAUGCAGCCCCUUCGUGCCUCUCUGGAUUUCUUGCCAAUGCGACUGUCUAUGUUUCAAUCUCGGGCCAACAAGAUUUUCCCAAGCGCCUGCGAUGAGCUGGAUGACCGGCGAGAACGUCUAGAGAAAAGCUUCCAGGUUCUACAGACUGACUCCGAGGCGUUGCAAAAAGAACUUGGCGAGGACAAGUGGAUCAUGGUAUUCCGCAAUGCAGGAGGUCAGGCGCAGAAGAUGUUUGAGUCCGUGGAGCGCAGUCUUUCUAAACUCCAAGAAGGGUUGGAAACAAACGCACCUGUCAACGAUCCUGCGACGUUUGUCAAGCGAAUGGAUACCUACGAGACAAAGAAGAUGCACUAUCUACCUGCGAUUGAGCGCGUGGUUACGAUCAUUCAAAAGGGUAUCAAUGACCGUCUAACACUCAAUGGUGAGGUCCUGCGGCUGCUAUCUGAUAUGAAAUCGCGAACGGAUGCUCUCAAGGCUAGUGUGAGGGUGAUGGAUGCGUCUCUGGAAGACGUUCAGAUUGCCAGAGGUCCGCAGCUACGUGAUUCCAUAUCCAGUAUCGUCACCAUGGAUAGCCCAGCUGCGGGAAGUGCCAUUGACACCCCUGGAAGCUCACCUGCGUCGUCUGUCGUUCUUGGGGGCAGUUCAUAUAAAACACCGCUGGGUGGAUCAAGUCGCCGCGAAAGCUCCGUCGGUAGCGCCACGACACGCUCGACCAUGUCCCACGUUCGAAGGUUUUCAGGUCUACCACAACCGCAAACCACUGGACGUAAAUCUGCUAUUCCCGUCCCUUCGGGCAUGGGAUCUCCGCCACCAUCCAAGCACAGCUAUGCAACUACCCCGACACCAGCAAGUCGCAGAUUGUCUCGCACUCCACAACCACCGUCCACGAUUCCCAACAGGCCGCGGUGGAAUCCUAGUUUUAACACGCGGGAUGUGGAUACUGGUCACAACUUUAAACCCAAUUCCAUCGGCAAUCGAAACUCGUCUGCUCCAAUGCGCACGCCCCGGCCAUCAUCGACGAUGGCGUACCGACGCGAUAUGUCUGCUUCUCCAGCUCCUGGCGCUGGACCUGGCGGUCGCUCGAUGAGUCGUCUUUCCAGUCGCCUAGCUUCCUCAUCCCGAAGUCCUUCACGGAAUAUUUCCUCUCCUACUCCCGCUAAAUCUUCCCUUCUCGACCCGCCUCCCUACAGUCGACUUCGUCGAGCCUCCGGUGUCUCGAACACGUCCGGCAUGUCGAACACGCCACGCAGUCGACAGAGUUUUGCCGGGGUGAGCUCCUUCAGUCGCAGCGUAUCAUCGGCUCAAGAACAAAUGGCUAGUCCGACCAAGUCGACCCGUCCUGGUACUGCGUUAGGCCAUUCCGGAAACAAGCGCAUGAGCUUGCUACCCUUGCCGACGCCCAAGGAACGCACCGCUGCGCAAAAGAGGCUUGACGCACGACCGCCAUGGCGAGCAUGA